Lactuca saligna is the source of this 735-nucleotide messenger RNA. Lineage: Eukaryota; Viridiplantae; Streptophyta; Magnoliopsida; Asterales; Asteraceae. The record is from the annotation of a GenBank genome assembly.
AUGAGUUACUUCCAUGAAACAAUACAGAAAGGUGUCCCUAAAUUCCUAAGACGUGUUGACACUGCUCUUAAGAACAUUGGAAUCAAUGAGCGAGAUCCCUAUAAUGCCCCUCUGAUUGAAUUAUCUUCAUGGAUGGGUGGUGAUCGUCACGGAAAUCCCAGGGUUACCCCUGAAGUAACCAGAGAUGUUUGCUUGCUUGCAAGAAUGAUGGCUACAAAUAUGUACUUUUUCCAGAUUGAAGAUCUAAUGUUCAAGAUGUCUAUAUGGCGUUGUAAUGAUGAACUUCGUGUUCGAGCAGAAGAACUAUAUAAAUCAGCAAGGAGAGAUGCGAAGCAUUACAUAGAGUUCUGCAAACAGGUUCCUCCAACUGAACCUUAUCGAGUGAUUCUUGAUGAUGUAAGAGACAUAUUAUAUAAAACACGUGAAAGAUGUCGGCAUCUUUUAGCCCAUGGCAAAUCUGAGAUCCCAGAAGAAGCAGUUUACAACAAUGUUGAACAUUUCUUGCAACCCCUCCCGAUCCCUAUGCACAUGUGGCGACCGCGUAAUCGCAGACGGGAGGCUCCUCGACUUCCUCCACCAGGUGUCAACAUUCGGUCUCUCCUUAGUCAAACUCGAUAUCCGCCAAGAAUCUGCUCGCCAUACAGAUGUCCUCGACGCGAUCACCCAACAUCUAGAAAUUGCGUUGCAACUAUUAUUAACAAAAGUUUGAUAUCAACAACGACCGUCUUCGUCUAA